AUGUCGAACACCACUACCACGACAAUCAAGCCCUUCAGUCUUUCCGCUCCACCAGGAACUGACAUCUGGCGCAAAGCCCCGUCUCACAACGCUUUCAAUGCAUCGACUCACCCUGCUCAGCUUCCGACCUACGAUCUGAAGACGUUCCAGCGAGCGAAGCUUACCUUCGAGCUCCCGCCAGCAGAUCAGCUCCGCCAAUACGACCAAGCAGGUCUCCUACUGCAUGUCACCAAGCCGGGAGUUCCUGAUAAUCAGACCAAGUGGAUCAAGACUGGCAUUGAGUUCUACUAUGGAAAGCCAUACGUAGCGACUGUGGGCUGCGAUGCUUGGGCUGACUGGUCGCUUGUGCCUAUGCCCGACUUCAAGAAUAGCAGCAAGCCUGGAGCGACCAUCGAGGCGAGGAGGGAAAGGGACGACCUUGGGAAGAGUCUUUGGAUCUACUGGAUCGUGAGGGAUGAGACUGGUAAGGAGGUGGAGAGACGCCCACUGAGAGAGGUCAAUUGGGUUUUUGCGGAAGAGGAGGGUUGGAGUGUGGGUGUCGCGGGAUACGUGUGUCGCCCAACUAAGGACGGUGGAGAGGAGUUGCUUGAGGCAGAGUUCAAGGAGGGUGUGGAGAUUGAGAUCAUCAACUGA
Molecule: messenger RNA, 633 nt
Organism: Alternaria atra
Lineage: Eukaryota; Fungi; Ascomycota; Dothideomycetes; Pleosporales; Pleosporaceae
Exons: 1
Coding region: 1-633 (210 amino acids)
Source: RefSeq, a predicted model, not a curated record